This is a messenger RNA of Drosophila nasuta, 2697 nucleotides long. It is a transcript of the gene Stt3B, whose product is annotated as catalytic subunit 3B of the oligosaccharyltransferase complex. Gene Ontology annotation, biological process: post-translational protein modification. The record is from RefSeq and is a predicted model, not a curated record. Lineage: Eukaryota; Metazoa; Arthropoda; Insecta; Diptera; Drosophilidae. The transcript has 5 exons. Gene Ontology annotation, cellular component: membrane. The coding region runs from base 100 to 2424 and encodes 774 amino acids. Gene Ontology annotation, molecular function: dolichyl-diphosphooligosaccharide-protein glycotransferase activity.
GGUAUAUUUUAGGCGACGUGUCUCAGUUGUUUUCCUGGUGGUAAUUGUUAAGAAGAAAUAAAAUUAUAUUGAAAAACUGAGCACACAACACGUUCAAAAAUGAACCGUAGCUCGAAAAUAUUCAAUAGCAAAGUUGCCGGCUACAGCAGCCUUAUAACAUUUGCAGUGUUACUAAUCGCCUGGAUUGCCGGAUUUUCGUCACGUUUGUUUGCCGUCAUACGCUUCGAGUCGAUAAUCCAUGAAUUUGAUCCAUGGUUUAACUAUCGCGCUACCGCCUACAUGGUGGAACAUGGCUGGUACAAGUUUCUUAACUGGUUCGACGAACGCGCCUGGUAUCCACUUGGCCGCAUUGUUGGUGGUACCGUCUACCCCGGCUUGAUGAUCACAUCGGGCAGCAUUCAUUAUCUGCUGCAUAUACUCAACAUUCCAGUGCACAUUCGUGACAUUUGCGUCUUCUUGGCACCCGUCUUUAGUGGUCUCACCUCCAUCUCCACGUAUCUAUUGACCAAGGAGCUGUGGUCACCCGGCGCUGGACUCUUUGCAGCCAGCUUCAUCGCCAUUGUUCCCGGUUACAUCAGUCGCUCGGUUGCCGGCUCUUAUGAUAACGAAGGCAUUGCCAUCUUUGCGCUGCAGUUCACCUACUUCUUGUGGGUGCGUUCGGUGAAGACGGGCUCGGUCUUCUGGUCAGCUGGUGCUGCCCUCUCUUACUUCUACAUGGUGUCCGCCUGGGGUGGCUAUGUGUUCAUCAUCAAUCUGAUACCGUUGCACGUUUUUGUGCUGCUCAUCAUGGGACGCUACUCGCCGCGCCUGCUCACCAGCUACAGCACCUUCUUCAUCCUAGGCCUGCUUUUCUCCAUGCAGAUACCAUUUGUGGGCUUCCAGCCCAUACGCACAAGUGAGCACAUGGCUGCCAUGGGCGUCUUUGUGCUGCUCAUGGCUGUUGCCGUGCUGCGGCAUUUGCAAUCUGUCUUGUCGCGAAACGAGUUCCGGAAACUAUUCAUUGUUGGUGGCCUGUUGGCUGCUAUCCUCGUCUUUGUCGCUGUCGUCGUUCUGACUGUGCUGGGCGUUGUCGCACCUUGGAGUGGACGCUUCUAUUCGCUUUGGGAUACCGGCUACGCAAAGAUUCACAUUCCCAUUAUUGCAUCCGUGUCGGAGCAUCAACCCACCACUUGGUUCUCGUUCUUCUUCGAUCUGCACAUUCUCGUUUGCGCAUUCCCCGUUGGACUUUGGUAUUGCAUAAAGCAGGUGAAUGAUGAGCGCGUCUUUGUGGUCCUAUAUGCCAUCAGUGCUGUUUACUUCGCUGGUGUAAUGGUGCGCUUGAUGUUAACACUCACACCAGUUGUGUGCAUGCUCGCCGGUGUCGCCUUCUCUGGACUGUUGGACGUCUUCCUGCAGGAAGAUGCCUCUAAGCGCGUAGCAAGCACGACUAGCUCGUUGCCCGAGACAGAAGAUCAGGAGGAGUCGUUGGAGAAGAAGAGCUUCUACGAUAAGGCUGGCAAGCUGAAACACCGCACCAAACACGAUACAACGCACGAAAGUGGCAUUAGUUCCAACUUGAAGAGCAUUGUCAUCUUGGCUGUUCUGAUGAUCCUUAUGAUGUUCGCAGUACAUUGCACCUGGGUCACUAGUAAUGCCUACUCGAGUCCCUCGAUUGUGCUCGCCUUCCACAACAGUCAAGAUGGAUCCCGUAACAUAUUGGAUGACUUCAGGGAGGCCUACUACUGGCUGUCACAGAACACCGCUGACGAUGCACGCAUUAUGUCUUGGUGGGAUUAUGGUUAUCAGAUAGCAGGCAUGGCCAAUCGAACCACAUUAGUGGAUAAUAAUACUUGGAACAAUAGUCACAUCGCCUUAGUUGGCAAAGCAAUGUCAUCCACUGAAGAGAAAUCAUACGAAAUCAUGACAUCUUUGGAUGUGGAUUAUGUCCUUGUCAUCUUUGGCGGUGUUAUUGGAUACUCUGGUGAUGAUAUCAAUAAAUUCCUGUGGAUGGUUCGCAUUGCUGAGGGCGAGCAUCCUAAGGACAUUAAGGAGAGCGAUUUCUUUACUGAUCGCGGUGAAUUCCGUGUGGAUGCCGAAGGUGCUCCUGCUUUACUCAACUGUCUGAUGUACAAAUUAAGUUACUAUCGUUUCGGGGACUUGAAGCUGGAUUAUAGGGGUCCUUCUGGUUACGAUCGCACACGCAAUGCUGUCAUAGGUAAUAAGGAUUUCGAUUUGACGUACUUGGAGGAGGCUUAUACCACAGAACAUUGGCUAGUUCGCAUCUAUAGAGUUAAGAAACCAUUUGAAUUCAAUCGACCAUCUUUGAAGGCGAAAGACCGUCUCAUCCCACCCACCAACUUUGUGUCUAGAAAGAACCUAAAACGCCGCAAAGGAUUCAUUAGGAAUCGGCCAACCGUUAUCAAAGGCAAGAGAACUUUGAAAUAAAUGACAAUUAUUUAUGAAAAAUUGUACUGCAAUAAAUAAGAAAAACAAAAGAAAUAUUAUCAAACUUGUAAUAUAAGUAUUUCAACCCAUUUGAAAUUAACAAAAAAUAACAACAAUUAACUGGGGAGCUAACAAAGAGAAGAAGCACAGUGAAAACUCCUCAAUUGCAAAGAAGCAUAGACUGUUAUCUGAAUAUUGUAGCUAUAAAAAGGCAAGGAAAUGUUGUACAAUUAAUAUUCAAAUGAAAACAAAUAAAAAUACUGCUAAAAAAUA